Molecule: messenger RNA, 1070 nt
Organism: Ananas comosus (pineapple)
Lineage: Eukaryota; Viridiplantae; Streptophyta; Magnoliopsida; Poales; Bromeliaceae
Product: protein disulfide-isomerase LQY1, chloroplastic
Exons: 4
Coding region: 1-423 (140 amino acids)
Source: RefSeq, a predicted model, not a curated record
AUGCUCCCCUCCCCUCCUCCUCCUCUCUCCUCCUCGGCUUCAAGGUCGUCGUCGUCCUCAUCAUCAUCNUCUAUCCCCUCCCCUCCCUCCAAAUUUAUCCGCAAUGGCGUCGUCGUCGUCGUCGCCUUUCUCCUACUUAACCCUCUCUCCUCUUCCUCCUCCUCAGACCGACCCCUCGACACACAGACGCUCAUCAUCGCCGUCGCCGUCCUCGCCGCCGUCUCCCUCUCCCUCUUCCUCGGCUUCAAGGGGGAUCCGCUGCCGUGCGACAGGUGCGCUGGAAAUGGUGGGACAAAAUGUGUUUUCUGUACUGAUGGUAAAAUGAAGCAAGAAACCGGAUUAGUUGACUGUCGCGUCUGCAGAGGAGCUGGGCUGAUACUCUGUAAGAAGUGUGGGGGUUCCGGCUACUCCAGGCGCUUGUGAGAUGCAGCAGUCCUUAUUUCUUUUUGAAGGAAAUUUUUGCAUAUGUACCCUCAAAGUAUGCGUAUUUGCAUGUAUCCCUCCCAAAAGAGUUUCAAAGUGCACUUAGAUAUAGCCUUUAUUUGCAUGUGCACCUCUGGAAAUUAGCAGUUGUGUCUAUACAUUAGAAUUAACCCAAGUUUGCAUGCAUGCGCGCCUUUCUUCUUGAGAGUUAUUCAUGCUAAAAUGUCGGCAUAAGUGGUUAUUUCUAGAGACACUGCAACUUUCAGGGGCCACGCAUGCAAAUACGUGUUUUUUCAUGGAUAUAUAUGUAGAAAUCCCAGAGACAAAGCAGGCUCGGCAUUCAUGAAGUUCCAAGAACUACAUAUCGACAGAAGGCGGUUAGCUGCGUUUCGAGGUGCAACUGCGAAGAGUUUCUUUUUAGCAUGUGUGAUUAUUCCAAGAUGGAGGAAAAGCAAAAUGAAGAUGUAAAUGGGUGUUUUUUCUUUUGUAAUAUUUCUUCUUUCCAGCUCAAGGUUUGAUAUUAUUCUUUUUCCAUGUGAUUAACUUGCUCCCUGAAACGGAUUAUGAUUUUGCGCGAGAACACUCCAAACCACAAUUUUUCUUUUCAAUCUAAUCAGGAUUUGAACAGGGGGACCUGAAGCAUGAAA